Molecule: messenger RNA, 2941 nt
Organism: Brassica rapa (field mustard)
Lineage: Eukaryota; Viridiplantae; Streptophyta; Magnoliopsida; Brassicales; Brassicaceae
Product: SCY1-like protein 2
Biological process (GO): protein phosphorylation
Molecular function (GO): ATP binding; protein kinase activity
Source: RefSeq, a predicted model, not a curated record
AUGUCGAUCAACAUGAAAACCUUCACCGAAGCUCUGGCGAGAACCGCCGCCGUGAUCGAGAAGACGGUUCACACCACAGUCCAGGAAGUCACGGGCCCGAAGCCUCUCCAGGACUACGAGCUCGUCCACCAGAUCGGCUCCGCGGGCCCCGGCCUCGCCUGGAAGCUCUACGCAGCCAAGGCGCGUGACGCCACGCGAUCGCAGCAGUACCCGACGGUCUGCGUGUGGAUGCUUGAUAAACGCGCUUUGACGGAGGCUCGUCUCCGAGCGGGGCUGUCUAAGGCGGCGGAAGACGCGUUUCUUGAUCUGAUCCGAGGGGAUGCGGGGAAGCUGGUGAGGUUGAGGCAUCCAGGUGUGGUGCACGUGGUGCAGGCGCUCGAUGAGAAUAAGAAUGCUAUGGCUUUGGUUACUGAGCCGCUCUUUGCCUCUGUGGCUAACGCGCUUGGGAAUGUUGAGAAUGUGGCUGAUGUGCCUAAAGAUCUCAAGUCAAUGGAGAUGAGCUUGUUAGAGGUGAAGCAUGGUCUUCUCCAGAUUUCAGAGACACUGAACUUUCUCCACAGUAAUGCCCAACUCAUCCACCGAGCCAUAUCUCCUGAGAAUGUUCUCAUUACUUCAUCUGGUUCUUGGAAGCUUGCCGGGUUUGGCUUUGCUAUUUCGACAGCACAAGCUGGGAAUUUAGAUAACAUGCAGUCAUUCCACUAUUCUGAGUAUGAUGUCGAGGAUUCAAUACUGCCGGUCCAGCCAUCACUAAAUUACACUGCACCUGAACUGGUGCGCAGUAAAAGUCCUUCAGCUGGAGCUUCUUCAGACAUUUUCAGUUUUGGAUGCCUUGCCUAUCAUUUGGUUGCGAGGAAACCGUUGUUAGAUUGCAAUAACAAUGUUAAGAUGUAUCUCAACACGUUGAACUAUAUAACAAAUGAAUCAUUCUCAUCUAUACCUUCGGACUUGGUAUCUGAUUUGCAAAGAAUGCUAUCAAUGAACGAAACCUUUAGACCAACAGCAGUAGACUUCACAGGAUCUAGUUUUUUCCGAAGCGACGCUAGGUUACGUGCUCUCCGUUUCCUUGACCACAUGCUUGAAAGAGACAACAUGCAGAAGUCCGAGUUCUUAAAAGCAUUAUCAGAUAUGUGGAAGGAUUUUGAUUCCCGUGUAUUACGGUAUAAGGUGCUUCCACCUCUUUGUGCUGAACUUCGGAAUUUGGUUUUGCAACCAAUCAUCUUGCCAAUGGUUCUAACUAUAGCACAGUCUCAGGAUAGGAAUGACUUUGAGUUGAUAACACUGCCCGCUCUUGUUCCUCUUCUGAGCACUGCUUCUGGAGAUACAUUACUGCUGCUUGUAAAGCAUGCAGAGCUUAUUAUUAACAAGACUGAUAGUGAGCAUCUUGUAUCGCAUGUUCUCCCUUUGCUUCUCCGAGCCUACAAUGAUAACGAUGUCCGCAUACAGGAGGAAGUUCUUAAAAGAUCAACAUCUGUCGCUAAGCAACUCGAUGGUCAGGUUGUGAAGCAAGCAAUUUUACCUCGCGUUCAUGGCUUGGCUCUCAAAACCACAGUUGCUGCGGUCAGAGUAAAUGCUUUGCUCUGCUUAGCAGAGCUGGUUCAAACGCUUGAUAAACCCGCUGUCAUUGAAAUUCUGCAAACAAUCCAGCGGUGUACUGCUGUUGAUCGUUCUGCACCUACCCUUAUGUGUACCCUUGCUGUCGCUAACGCAAUUCUGAAACAGUAUGGAGUUGAAUUCACAGCGGAACAUGUGCUUACCCUGAUGAUGCCUCUUCUCACUGCCCAACAACUAAACGUCCAGCAAUUUGCCAAAUAUAUGCUAUUUGUCAAGGAUAUUCUCAGAAAAAUAGAGGAAAAGAGAGGAGUUACAGUAAAUGAUUCUGGAACCCCAGAGGUGAAGCCGCAUUCUGUUGCCAAUGGAGUCCAGUUUCAAUCACCAGCCCAAACACCAGAGAAGGUUGCUUCUGCAGCCAAGAGCAGUCCAGCUUGGGAUGAAGAUUGGGUUUCUCCGAGCAAAGCUUCUGCUGUGGGAAACCCUGCGUCUUCUCAUCACGUCACAAACAAUCAGUUUAACAAAUCCUCAACACAGCCAUCUACCAUGUCUACUUUGCCAAACAAGGCAACAGCGCCAACCACAUGCCCUCCAGUGGACAUUGAAUGGCCUCCAAGACAAUCAUCAAGCCUCACUGCUCCAGCAAUAGCUGAUAAGACACAGCUGAACACAGGAUCGUCGUCUACUCCUGGUUUUGAUGAAUUAGAUCCUUUUGCUAACUGGCCUCCACGUCCCAACAGCAGCGUUUCUGUUGCUUCUACUGGUCUCAACAAUGGCACAUCUGGUUUCAGCAACAAUUUACCAGCUAGCAAUGAUAAUUGGGCAUUCAGUAGUGCCUCAUUGUCUUCCCUGAAACCACCUCAGCAAGGGAGUUCUGCAAGUAAUCAGGAUCCAGUAAACACUUUUGGGUUACCUAAACAGAGCCAAGGAAUGUCAUCUUUCAACGGUGGUUCGUACAAUAACCAAAAGCCAGCAGACAUCAGCUCCAUAUUCGGUUCAAGCAAAACCGGGCAGCCUGCAAUGAAACUCGCGCCACCACCUUCGUCAGCAAUGGGAAGAGGAAGGGGAAGAGGUAGAGGUGGAACCGGCUCCUCUACUGCAAAGUCCAAUGGUUCACAACCAUCUUUAUUGGAUCUACUAUGACCAAAGGCACUCGGGGGUUGAUGUUUGGUCAUUUAUAGUGAAGAGAAGCAUAUACACAUGGAGAUGUUAUGUAAACAUCUUUCGAGAUUGGUUAUUCCACGUAUAAAUUUUACUACAACUUCAGGCUGUUUCCGUCUCUCUCUAACUGUAUGAGUUUUUUUUGUUCUGUUUAUUUUCUCGCUCGCACCGUUGCUUCAUUAUACUGCUUUUACACUAUGUUCAUGUAUACGAGUUUUCUUUUCUGGCGGCA